UGGGUUGAGGCACCUGAUAACGGUACUAGGUGUGUUCACCCGUUUUUCUCACUCCUUACGUUAAUCGCGCUGGGAAGAGACAAUUUCCUCGUCUUAUCUACUGGUAUCGGAGUGUUGGUGAUGCUAAAAAGGAGGAAUUACCGAGGUUUCGUCGAUGAGUAAUGGGGAUUCCAGUCGGGCCUCACCUGUUGGACUGUUUUGACACCUGUCGAAUGAGCGCUGGUUCAAAUUCGCGGUUUUCUCGUCGUUUUUUGAGGAUAAAACUCAGUCUCGGGUGGGUGUCCGGUGAUUGCGAGUGGGCAGGGAUUUCUUGAAUGUCUCAGUUUAUUCCUUCGGAUUAUUUUUGAAUAAAUAAAGUGACAUCGACAGAUCGACAGCCUGCGAAUCUUUCACAGAGGUGUUUCUGGGGUUUCAAACUCAUCAGAAUGGCCAGCGGACAGGACAGAGAGGGGCAUGUGACCAUUCCCCUUCAGUACAAUGAUUCGCACUGGAAGGGAAUUUUUGAGAAGUAUGAUCUAGACGGAGAUGGCAAAAUCUCGUACAAUGAGCUGAAGGCAAUGGUCAGGGGAUCCAGCUGCACUGAUGACAUACCACCUAGAGUUGUGAGACUCAUAAUGCACAAAGCCGACCUGGAUGAGUCAGGGUAUCUGGAGUACCCAGAAUUUAUUGCCAUGAUCCAUAGGAAAGACAUGCAGGGUGUCUUCGGGCACUUCAUAAAUCGCUAUGUCCACACAAUGGUGCCGUGCAGGCCCACCCUCUCCACUCAAUUGAGUGCGAGAAUUUCCGCGGACUUUCCCGAUGGCCAAUACGAGGAGGAGUACAGUUGUAGACCACCUCCAGUAGCCAUGAUCAUCAUAUCAAUUAUCGAAAUUAUUUUAUAUGUUUACGACAUCGCGACUGUACCGAGGAAAGCAUCGCUCAUUGAUGGACCAGCUGCUGAGUUAUUUAUUUACAAUCCCCAUCAAAGAUAUGAGGCCUGGAGAUACGUGACAUACAUGUUUGUACAUGUUGGAGUGUUUCAUUUACUGGUGAACCUAUUAGUCCAAGUAAUGCUGGGAAUACCCUUGGAGAUGGUCCACAAAUGGUGGCGUGUACUAAUCAUCUACCUCGCUGGAGUGGUAGCUGGCUCCCUUGGGACAUCAGUAUCAGAUCCAAAUGUCUACCUCGCUGGUGCAUCUGGCGGUGUUUACGCACUCAUAACAGCCCAUGUUGCAACAAUCGUAAUGAACUGGCAUCAAAUGGAGUUUGCUGUGCUCCAAUUAUGUGUAUUCGUCGUUAUAACGACUGUUGACGUCGGCCAGGCUGUUUACAAUCGUUACGUGCUCGGUACACAGGAUCAAAUUGGGUAUGUGGCCCACUUGGCAGGUGCUAUUGCUGGAUUAUUAGUUGGGAUCAACGUUCUUCGUAAUCUAGAAGUACAAACGUGGGAAAAAGCUGUUUGGUGGGCUAGUAUCUUUACGUAUACUGCUCUCAUGACGGCUGCUAUUCUCUGGAAUAUCUUCGGAAUGGAAUAGAAAAGUCAUCGUUAGAAAAAUUGAUGAGUGUGGAAAUGGUGAGAGGAGACUAUUAGAGAACUGACAUGAGUAAAAAUGUCAUUCAUUAUUUUGUAAAUAUAUUGGAAGAGACGUUCUUUUAGGACAUAACAUUUACAAAAUUGGCGCUGAAAAAUUUCUCUAAAGUUUUUCCUUCCAAUCAUAUUUGAGAAAUCAUCUAUCAAUGUGUUCGACCUCCUUUUACUACUUCUCUACUGAAUUAUUGGCCUUUCUGAAUCACUUUCGAGUGAUUAUGUGAAGCUAGAAUUAAUCCAUAAUUCCCUCAGUAUUUAAUUUGUAUUUAGUUGGCAGCUACGAACAAAUCCUCGAUUUAAUGAACCGAGUGCUAUGUAAGUUAUUUUAUAUUUCAUUCUAGUUUAGUACAAAAAUUUAUAUCAUGAGGUCAUGUAAUGAGUUCACUGAGACGAAUCAUUCUCUAGAAAUAAUGACAACGAGCAGGAUUAGGUAUAUCAGAGUGUCAAUUAUUUUUUUUGAUGAAUAUAAACUUUUGUACGGAAGAUGUGAAAGAACAUGCAUUUAUUCUCUGACUAUAAGAUUUUGCAAGAUGUAUUUAUGACUUGGCAGGGGAUUGAGAGUGGUGUGUUCACCGAGGAAGAGUACAAUUUUUGUUACUGUAUUUAAUCGAUGAAAAUUAUGCACAGAGGGUUGGAGAAGUUGCUUGUAUAGUAGCACAUUUUUUUUAUCAUUUGUAUUGCAAAAUUACAAAAUUUUACUGCCAUCGUAUUUUCCAACGCCCUGUGUCAAGUCAUUUUGUAUUAAUAAUGCUCUCACUAUAUAAGUUAUGUAUUUAUUUGACAACGAAGAUAUAUUGUUUUUUAUGAUACAAAGUUGAAUAAAAUCGUUUGCAUCAAA
This is a messenger RNA of Diachasma alloeum, 2405 nucleotides long. Its product is annotated as rhomboid-related protein 2. Gene Ontology annotation, molecular function: calcium ion binding; serine-type endopeptidase activity. The transcript is spliced from 5 exons. Lineage: Eukaryota; Metazoa; Arthropoda; Insecta; Hymenoptera; Braconidae. The record is from RefSeq and is a predicted model, not a curated record. Gene Ontology annotation, cellular component: membrane. The coding region runs from base 426 to 1514 and encodes 362 amino acids.